This is a messenger RNA of Delphinapterus leucas (beluga whale), 1408 nucleotides long. RefSeq names its product zinc finger CCHC-type containing 10 (gene ZCCHC10). The record is from RefSeq and is a predicted model, not a curated record. Gene Ontology annotation, molecular function: nucleic acid binding; zinc ion binding. NCBI's taxonomy places the organism in Eukaryota, Metazoa, Chordata, Mammalia, Artiodactyla, Monodontidae.
UCCCCUGCAUCGGCAGGUGGACUCUCAACCACUGCGCCACCAGACGCACACAGGAAACACAACAGACCAGGCCCUAACCACUACUUGCCCCAAAAGCUGCCCCAUUAACUCUCCAGGCCCGACUGGUCCCGCCCACGCCUACGGCCUCCGGGGUUCUAAGUCCCCGCCCCCUCUGAGGAGUUUCCCAAAACCCAGCGCGGCAGGCCUCAGCCGCGCUAAGAUGGCGACUCCCAUGCAUCGCCUCAUAGCCCGGAGACAAGCUUCUGAGCUGAAGAGUUGGUCUGAGUUACCUAGUCUGCCAUUACUGGAAUGGAAUCGAGGAAAGAAGAUUUGUACUCAGUUCUGUCUAACUCCCAGUGAAGCAAAUAAACAACAUGUAAGAUGUCAGAAAUGCUUGGAAUUUGGGCAUUGGACUUAUGAAUGCACAGGAAAAAGAAAGUACCUACAUAGGCCUUCAAGAACAGCAGAACUAAAGAAAGCUUUAAAAGAAAAAGAAAACAGAUUAUUAUUACAGCAAAGCAUUGGAGAAACUAAUGUAGAAAGAAAGACCAAGAAAAAAAGGUCUAAGAGUGUAACUAGUUCCAGUAGCAAUAGCAGUGACAGUUCAGCCAGUGAUUCUUCGUCAGAGAGUGAAGAGACCUCUACCUCAUCCUCCUCAGAGGACAGUGACUCUGAUGAAAGCUCCUCCAGUUCAUCAUCUUCAGCCUCCUCCACAAGCUCUUCCUCGUCCUCAGAUUCAGACUCAGAUUCCAGCUCUUCCAGUAGCAGCAGCAGCAGCACAAAUAGUAGCUCUGAGGAUGAACCACCAAAGAAGAAGAAAAAGAAAUAGAAUUGUUCCAUCCAUGUUGGACUGAUGGACUAAAAACAUUAAUGUGAUUCUCAGAAGGGAAUUUAGAAUGUGUUAAGACCAAAUAGGUUAACUGAUCAAAAUUUUUAGAGUUCAAAAGUUUCUAAAUGUUUUACAUUGUAAGAGCAUAAAGAGUAUUAAUAAGGGAUUAUAUAUAUAAAGACUUUUUUAUUUUAGGGGUGAAUCUUGUUUUUUUUUAUCUUUAAAAUAUAUCUCUAAAAUUAAUCAAAGCUGAAAUCUAGUAAAUCUUUUUGUGAUGAAACCUAUCUUUUCUCCCUGUGAAAUAAAUGCCAUACUUUGUUACAUGUUAGUGCUAUGUAUCAGACAUGUUUUCAGGAUAAUGCAUCAGAAUAUCUAUCUGACAGUGAAUUUCUAAUGCUUUUGGCUGUAUGUUACUAUGUAAGAUUUAAUAACUCUAUAAGCUUAGAGUUUUCCUACUGUUAAUAAAUGUGCUCUAUUUUUAUGUUUAUGUUCAGAAAGUUGUUUUGACUUCUUCUCCUAAGUGAAGAGUUCAAGGAAUCUAUUAAUAAAUUUAUACCUUUUGGAUGGUACAAGUUUUAA